Messenger RNA from Mya arenaria, 2471 nucleotides. RefSeq names its product dual oxidase maturation factor 1-like. Lineage: Eukaryota; Metazoa; Mollusca; Bivalvia; Myida; Myidae. The record is from RefSeq and is a predicted model, not a curated record. The transcript is spliced from 9 exons. Gene Ontology annotation, cellular component: endoplasmic reticulum membrane. Bases 196 to 1575 code for a protein of 459 amino acids. Gene Ontology annotation, biological process: protein transport.
GGUGCUCUAGGUAACCAAGCUUACAUCCAUACAUGUUUGCUUUUUAAAAAGCUAUGUCGGACAUUACGCAAAUACAGAAGAAAGAAAACCAAAAACAAAACUCUUCAAAAUAGGACAUUACAAAUUUAUUAGAUAAGAACUUGGUGACAAAUAGUAAAGAUAGAUACUGCAAGGAAGUAAUACUCGGUUUUAACAAUGUGGAUGCAUGAUGUAUCAAAUUCCACGAAUGGCAAGGACGGGAAUAAUUCAGAUGUCAUGACUUGGUUCCGAGCUUUUCGUGGCGAUUUUGGCUACUCCUACUACGGGGAGUAUCGCACGUCUGUCACUGCCGAUAUCCCCUUCGCUGCGAUCACCUACACGUGUAUCCUCAUAUCCAUCGCUGCAAUCAUCGCCGCCGCUGGUAUCAGAGGACGCGAGAAAUGGUACACGUUGAUUCGACUGGUCUACAGCCUUGCAGUCGGAAGCAUAAUCCUAGUGAGUGCGUUCGGGUAUUGCUGGCAGCAAGGCGAGGUUGGCGUCCACACACCCUACAUUUAUAGAAGCAAGGGCCACAUCAAGGGAACUAUAGGCGUCCAUAUAGGACUCAAGACGGUUAAUCUUACGUUAAAGGGAGACUUUUAUCCAGAUGGAAGUGGCUUUAAAUACAACGAGGAAUUAGCAUUAGAAAAUGUAAUCAGGGAUAGACCCCAGCUGUGGGACGCACUUGAUAGAGGUCUGCCACAACCUCUCCUAUCAGUAAUAGAACAGUUCGACAUCGACGAAGGAGGGAUGAGAUACGGUCGGCAAUGUUUCAUGGCCGGUCAUUUUGCAAAUAUUCUUCUGUGGACAGCGUUCGCAUUUUGGGUGACGGGCAAUAUACUCCUCUGCAGCGUCAUUUGGUACGGAGCGGCCUGUUUUACCCUGACAGGAAUUUGCAUGGUUCUCGCAGCGGCGGUGUAUGAUAUUCUAUGUCCUCAGGUAGAUGUCAACAUGCCGUGCUCUGAUGGACCAAUGAAAAUGCGUUACGGAUGGUGUUUCUGGUCCGUUCUUGUGUUUGGUUGCCUUACAAUACUCGUAGGUCUCGUUCUAUUUACCCUUGACCAAAAAGUUCCAAAGAAACUAGCAGAGUUCUUUCUUCUGGACAACACACUUGAUGAAGAUGAAUAUAAGCAAAUCCAACCAAACAUGAGUUUCAUGAGUAGUACUCCAGAAACCACAAUCAAAAUGGGACAGAGCAGGAAGAAAUCACACAUUCCACCAGUAAACUGGUACGUCAACUACGGGCAUGACAGUAAUAGGCGAAAGAGCAAUCCACUCUUUGCAGACAACGCGUCAGGCAAAGGUGAACAAGAGUCACAGAGGCGAAGAAGCUGUGCUAAAAUUAUUGAGGAACACAGAGCUACUGACACUGAGUUAGAAGUAACGAGCAAUGGCGUGAACAGGGUGUCAUCUCCCAACGGUGAAAACACUGAAUCCAAAGGUUACAGUGCCCAUAGGCGACUGAGUGAGAUAUACAUCGAUAUUGAGCCAAAUAAGAGUUUUUCGUCAGCCUCAAGUCCAUCUCUUUCAGAAAACAGACUUAAGACACAAUUGUGAUCGUUUUUUGAGUGUCUGUUUGUUUUGACAGUUCCUCUUCCGUGAUAAAUUAUAUUGGUGCAGAACUAAAACAAAUCGUUUGUAAAACGUAGUGCAAACAUGAAUGAUGAAGAUGAUGCAUGCUUACUUGUAUCAAUGCUGUGAUGUCAUUACGUCACAUCUACAAAGUUAUCGUAGCAGAUAGCACUGUAAACAUAGCUCUGAAACUCUAUGUUAGUUUGACAUGUGCAUCAAUUCAUUCAACUGUGAUAUAUAGUGUUCCCGUUUCGUUUCAUAGAGUAUUUAAGUGUGUUUUAGAUAAUCAUGCUGUUGAUAGGAUUGAUUUGUGCGCUUAUAUUGUUUUGGGGGUACUUUAAGUGCUAUACUAUGUAUUUUACAAGGUAUUUUUAUAGAGAAAAUUACGUUCAUUUUGCAUGAACUAGUUAAGGUUAUGACGUCAUUGUUGAUUUUAUUCCUGUAGUUUGAUUUUUCAAGCUUUAUCAACUCAAGAUUAUUAAAUUAUGUUUUGCGGUACUAGCAUGUAUACUUUGUACGCGUACACAAAACAUAAUUAUGUGCAUGCAGCUUAAGACCUAGGUGGUCGACAAAGACAGUUAUAAAAUGUUCAUCUUAUUAUCCGGUUCAGUAAAAACAUGUUAUUGAAUGUAGGCUAGCAAAUAUAUGCUGCUCCCAAAUCAUUAUUUGUAUUUCUUUUUUAAUCAACAGAUAUUUCAUUUUCAAAGUGUAUAAACUCCUUUAAAAUUUAUAAAGGUUUACCUUACUUUGCCUUUAUACUAAGUGCAUUAUGAACGUAUGUAUGUUGACUGCUAUGACAUGUUCAUAGACAUGUUCUCAAUUCAUCUCAAAUGUUAUGUUUCAUGUUAGAAUCUACAAAAAAAUAAAAGGCAAAUAAAUUU